AUAAUUUUAGUGGGGUCUUCUCUGAUCUCUCUCUCUCUCAUCUACUAUUCCAAUUAUCAUUCUCUCUUCUUUAUAAUUUCUUUGUUUCCUAUCUAUCCCUACUUCUGAUUCUACUACUUUUCAGAGCUAUCUCAUGCCCAUCUUUUUCUUCUGUCUUAGUUAGUUAAUUUACACAGCCCCUAGCUAGCAGCAGGUCGUUUUGUCUAAUUUUCAAAUCUAACCCUUCUUUAACCUUAUCAUCCUCAUGAUCGAUCCCACCAUCAAAAACUACUGCCUGAUUCUAACCUAGCUGCAUAUAUACAUAUUAUAACCCAAUUUUCUACAUGUAGCAAGAAACCUUCUUUCCUUUUUCUUUAUUUAUGAAAUUCUUUUUUAAUACUUUUCAAAUGAAGCAUCCAUACAUGGAGAUGAAAGGUAGGGACAUAAUCAAAUGACAUAAAAGAGAAAGAAUAGCUGCAGCAAAGAGAUCGAUUGUUCAUUGAUCUCUCACGCAGCUGAUUCUCUUUAGCCAUUGAAGUCUUAUAGCGAGCUAGCUAUGGACGCCGUCUUUUCGCCCCUUUUAAGUGAAGCUGACCGCACCUAUUAUCUCCGCUCGCUAAUGCACUCUUUUCGCUGCACUUACAUUUGCUUUUGGUUAUAUAUUCCUCAACCCAACCACCAUUUAUACUACCUGGGCGGGCAUUACAGUGAAGAAAACAACCCACCUGACCCUUCUUCAGGAAGCUUAGCGAGAAGGCUAUUUGACGGAUAUCGGCGAGAAGUGUUCUACGUUCUGAAUGAUCAUAUUCCCGGUAUGGCUUUCAUUAAUAACCAGCCCUACAGAGAGCUAUCCCAAUCGGAACUUCUAAGACUGACAUCAGUUGCAGUGCAGCGACAAUUCUAUCAGGAAGCAAGGAUUAAGACUGCAGUCUUUAUGGGGUGCUGCAGUGGAGAAAUUGAGAUGGGAUGGGCCAACGCGAAUCAAAUUAACAUGGAAAAUGCAAUGAUGAGUUGGUUUUCAGAGUACAGUAUUCCUCAGCAAUCUCUAUCACAACUGAGAGAACUUUCUCAAGCACUUGAUCCGAACCCGCCCUCAUCUUCUUCCUCCUCAUUGAGAUCCCUGGAUAGUCCAGACAGCUCUUCUUUUAUGUUCAAUAUGCCAACCACAUCAAACAUAGCAGAAAUACCUCUGGAGGUUCGCCCAUUGCAACCAAUACCAAGCGCAUCGAGUUCGAUCCAACAAGUCUUGCAGUUUUUGCAGCCAACGCAAAGCACAACUAGUUCAGUUCAACCAGCAAUGCAAUCUUUUCAACAAGUGCCAAGCACAACAACUAGCCCACUUCGACAAGCCAUGCAACCUUUGCAACAAGUACCAAGUACAACAACGAGCCCAGUUCAUCAACAAGCCAUGCAAUCUUUGCCACUAAUACCAAGCGCAAGUACUAGUCCGCACCAACAAGCCAUGCAAUCUUUGCCACUAAUACCGAGCGCAAGUACUAGUCCGCACCAACAAGCCAUGCAAGCAUUUGCUUUGUCAAGAAACAUUCAGUUACCAUCCCAAGAAAGUGAAGAUGCGGCGAUGACAAGAGCUAUUCUUGCAGUUUUAACUUCUCCUUCUUCUUCUACCUCGUCUUCAACACCUAACUUACCUUACACCCAUUACCAUGGGGUAAGCCAGCAGAGAGGUAGUGCUUUCAAGAGUUAUCUAGCUCCCCGGAUUCCAAUGAGAGCAAGUUUACACAGGCAAAAUUUGCUUAAACGAUCAAUUACUUAUUACAGAAAUUUAAAUAUUGCGAGACGGGAACAUAUGACGGCAAACCGACCCACUACCACUCAAUUGCACCAUAUGAUAUCGGAGCGCAAAAGGCGAGAAAAAAUCAACGAGAGCUUUGAAGCAUUGAGAAAACUUCUCCCUCCAGAAGCCAAGAAAGACAAAGCAUCAGUGCUUACUCGAACAAGGGAGUACUUAACUUUGCUGAAGACUCAAGUAGCGGAGCUGAGCCAGAGAAAUCAGCAAUUAGAAGCAGAAUUAUUGCCUGCUGCUAUAGAAGCUCAUGCAGGAGAAGUAAUUGCAGAGAACCAGCAAUCGGGAUCCUGGGAAGGAAGAGUAGAAGUCAGGAUUACGAAUGUCUCAGAAUCAACAUCAGAAGAUGAAAGAAUAAUCAAUUUACUAAUUGUUCUAAGAGGAGAAUGUCCUGUCUCAGAUUUUGUGAUUCGGAUACUUGAGUUCUUGAAACAAGUUAACAAUGCGAACUUGAUGUCUGUCGAUGCCAACACAAGUAGAGGAGCAUCAAGAUCCUUGAAUCGUGUAAUCUUGAGAUUGAGAAUCGAGGGAAACGAAUGGGACGAGGCUGCCUUCCAGGAAGCAGUGAGAAGGGUUGUUGCUGACUUGGCACAGUGACAAAUUUGGACUAAAUCAUAUGCAUAAAUUGAAUUAAUGGUGACCUAAUUCCAGGAAGCGCACCUUGUCUUUUAUAUAUGUAAUACCUUAGGCCAAAACAACAUACGAUUAUGUACAGUGCAUAAUUAACCGGAGUUUAUGAAAUUUUAUUUUGUAAUAUUUUUUGAUCUGCUAGACUAUUUCUAAGUUGCCAAAAUAUAAUAACAUAAGACCUUUUUGCU
Molecule: messenger RNA, 2601 nt
Organism: Ricinus communis (castor bean)
Lineage: Eukaryota; Viridiplantae; Streptophyta; Magnoliopsida; Malpighiales; Euphorbiaceae
Product: putative transcription factor bHLH041
Exons: 8
Coding region: 536-2380 (614 amino acids)
Molecular function (GO): protein dimerization activity
Source: RefSeq, a predicted model, not a curated record